AGGCAGCAACUCUUCGUUURACAAUAACUCAUUCAAACUUUCGAACAUGACAGGACGAGGCAAAGGAGGAAAAGGUCUUGGAAAAGGAGGCGCCAAACGCCAUCGUAAAGUGUUACGUGACAACAUCCAAGGAAUCACUAAGCCCGCAAUUCGUCGGUUGGCACGCCGUGGAGGAGUGAAACGUAUCUCCGGUUUGAUAUAUGAGGAAACUCGUGGUGUAUUGAAAGUAUUUCUGGAAAACGUAAUCCGUGAUGCUGUUACAUACACCGAACAUGCCAAGAGNUAUUAG
This is a messenger RNA of Diuraphis noxia (Russian wheat aphid), 289 nucleotides long. Its product is annotated as histone H4. Gene Ontology annotation, cellular component: nucleosome. Gene Ontology annotation, molecular function: DNA binding; structural constituent of chromatin; protein heterodimerization activity. Lineage: Eukaryota; Metazoa; Arthropoda; Insecta; Hemiptera; Aphididae. The record is from RefSeq and is a predicted model, not a curated record.